AUGUGGGCCAAAGAGCGAGCCCCUACAGCUGAUCAGUGUGAUCAUAGGUCACUAGGAAAGAACAGCAAACCUAACCUCACAGUCAACAGAACCAGCGUCAUAGAGAAUGACACUUUGGACUUCACAUGUGGCACAGAACAGGCGGAGAGGAACAUUCUGUGGUUCUUCAAUAACAUAUCCCUGAUUCUCAAUGAGAAGAUGAAGCUGUCCAUGAAUAACCAGACCCUCACCAUCCUGUCUGUGAAGAGGAAGGGUGCUGGGUCCUAUCAAUGUGAAAUCCGGAAUUCAAUCAGUUCCAACAGAAGUGACCCCAUUAUCCUGGUUGUGAACUGCAAAGAAGAGCCCAGCUCUAAAGAGAGACCUCAGCUUCCAGAGAAGGAGGAGGGGACCAAAGUGGCUCCGGGCUGCCCCCAGGACAGCCAGCCUGGAGGCAGCAGGGACACCUCCAGGGCCCGGAUUCCCGAAACACCCCCACUGAGCUCCCAGCAGCCCCCGGCAGGCAGAGCAGCCCCCCCCUUCUGUAGGGACAGCUUGUGGCCUUGUGCCCGGAGGGCAGAGGGACCCUGCUAUCUGCCUUCCUCCCCCCUCAGCCUCCAUCCUCAGCUGCUGGAUCCAGCCAAGUCUCUCAGGUCACUGUUGUUCCAAACCUCCUAUGGGGAAGUGAACCCAAAAGCCUUGACCGGGGCUUUGGUGGGUUUCCUUAUACUUGGGAAAAAGAUUGAAUUCCAACAGGAUCGUCACACGUUGCAACUGAGGCAGGACCCUGGGGCAUCCGGAGAAAACCCCAACGGCUCCCUGCUCAUCCCUGACCUCACCCUCAGUGACACUGAUGACUACCAUGUAACCAUUGUUAAUUCUCAAGGCAGCAUAAUGGUUGGACAAGGACAUUUAACGGUGUAUGCUAAUGUGUCUCUGAAUCACACUGGAACCUAUACCUGUAAUGCAUCUAACUCUGUCACUGGCUUGUCUAGCAGCAAAGACAUCAAUAUCACAGUCUCUGAAAGAACAACUAAACCUAACCUCACGGUCAACAGAAUCAACAUCACAGAGAAUGACACUUUGGUCUUCACAUGUGGCGCAGAACAGGCAGGAGUGGACAUUCUGUGGUUCUUCAAUAACAAGUCCCUGAUUCUCAAUGAGAGGAUGAAGCUGUCCAUGAAUAACCGGACCCUCACCAUCCUGUCUGUGAAGAGGGAGGACAUUGGGUUCUAUGAAUGCGAAAUCCGGAAUCCAAUUAAUUUCAACAGAAGUGACCCCAUUACCCUGACUGUGAACUGAGUGAUCUGAGUAUCCUCCCUCUCCAGUCCUUUCCCCAGCAGUGAUUCACAUCUCUUCUCUUCUCUUCUUUACACAGAUGGACCAGACUACAUCACGUUUGUUCCAAACCCCGAGAAAGGAGAGAUUGAGGUCAAAUUCAAAGGCUCACUGACGUUAGAGUGCUGUGUUGAGUCUUACCCACCAGCCCAGUAUAGAUGGCAAGUCAAUGGCACGGUAAACCCUGCCUUCUCUAAUAAUACCUAUGUCAUCAAAAAUGCAACUUGGGAAGAUUCAGGAAAGUAUACAUGUCAGGCAAAGAACAAUGUGACCAACUUGUCAGUCUCUAAGAGUAUCACACUUAAGGUGGUUGCAAAACAGUCUAUGGGAGGAAGUAAUGGCUCCUCACUCUCUGGAGGUGCUAUCACUGGCAUUGUGAUUGGAGUACUGGCUGGAAUAAUUCUCAUUGGGACCCUCAUCUAUAUCCAGUUCUUCAGAAAGACUGAAAGGACCAGCAAACACCAGCUUUCAGAGAAGAACCAUUCAGCACGCAAAUAUGAUAACACCCUAUAUGAAAACACUGUUCACCUACCAGGCUCAGCUCUGCCUGCACAGGGCUGGGCUCCUUCCCCGUCUGUUCCUGAAGUCCCACAUGAGAAUCCCUAUGAGGUAUGUGCUCAAAAGUCAAGCCUCACUCCUGGUAACUAAGGAUAAACUUGUUGAUGGGACAGAGAACAGGAACAAGGCCAGAAUGGAGGGUAGUAAAGACAUGGUUUGGAGGGGUAAAGGUCCUCCUAGUCAAAACUUCUAUUCUGGGAUUCCAG
Molecule: messenger RNA, 2078 nt
Organism: Sarcophilus harrisii (Tasmanian devil)
Lineage: Eukaryota; Metazoa; Chordata; Mammalia; Dasyuromorphia; Dasyuridae
Source: RefSeq, a predicted model, not a curated record